Trichoplax adhaerens is the source of this 1446-nucleotide messenger RNA. RefSeq lists its product as uncharacterized. The coding region runs from base 1 to 1446 and encodes 481 amino acids. The transcript is spliced from 4 exons. Gene Ontology annotation, cellular component: membrane. Lineage: Eukaryota; Metazoa; Placozoa; Uniplacotomia; Trichoplacea; Trichoplacidae. Gene Ontology annotation, molecular function: transmembrane transporter activity. Gene Ontology annotation, biological process: transmembrane transport. The record is from RefSeq and is a predicted model, not a curated record.
AUGUCGGAUACCGAUCGCCUCGUUAACAAAAAUAUUCAAGGACACGAUCUUUCCAUCCAUCAAAACACUUGUUGCCGCCAGUCGAUAUGGAUGAUCGUAACAAUUAUAUUAUGUACUUGUCUACUAGAAGGAUAUGCAGUUCAUUAUUCAGCUCCUGUUAUACCUAAAUUAAUGGAAAAAGAUUAUUCUGCUCAAGUGCAGAUGUCACAAAGUGCGAUUUACCUGUAUUCGGCCAUCAUCUUCUUAGGGAUGGCAAUUGGCACCAUCAUAGCUAGCUUCUUCCUAGACCAGAUAGGUAGAAGAACAACGAUGAUUCUAUCUUGUGUUCCACACUUAUUUGGCUGGCUAUUCAUGGUUUAUGGAACAAAUCCAUCGUGGUUAAUUGGCGGAAGAUUUAUGGUUGGCACUGCUGUUGGGACGACAACUACAGCAGCCACAAUUUAUAUGUUAGAAGUUUCACCAGAGACAAGUAGGCGCCCUCUACUUCAUACUCUGGCUGUCGCAACAAUGUUGGGAGGUGCUGUAUGUGGUGGCCUCUCCUUAGUCUUACAUUGGAGAUACUUGGCUCUAAUAGGUGCAUCGUGUUCCUUGAUCAAUGCAAUUGGAAUAUCCCUUCAGCCACAAUCACCAAAAUGGCUUAUUUUAAAGGGCCAACCACAAAUUGCAGCUAAAGCAUUAAGGCAAUUGCAUGGACAAGAUGUUGACGUAGAAAUAGAAAUAAGAAAAAUUGAACAAGAGAUUGAAGAAAGUGAGCGCAUUACUUGGAGGCGGUUACGCUUACAAUCACUGUUAAGACCAUUUCUGGCUUUGAUUGCUAUCAUUUCGUUUGUACCGCUAAUGGGAGCAAGUAUUUUACUAUUAUAUAGUCCAUUGAUCUACAUUAAAGCGGGGUUUGAUUUUAGUUUAAAAAUCAAUCUUGGCAUAUGUUUUGCCAGAGUUCUGGGUGCCUUGUUAGCAAUACCGUUAAUUAAUCAUUUUAAGAGACGAAUCAUUCUCAUCAUCUCAGGCAUAGGGAUGUGCGUUGGAAGUUUUAUAUUUGGUUUAUAUUUUCAAACAGCUGCUUCACAUAUGAAUAUACCCGGCUAUCAAAUAGACUGGCUAUCGGUAGCAGGGGGUGCAUUAUACUCAAUCUCUGUCACAUUUGGCUGGGCUUCUGUAUCGUGGGUGCUCUUGCCUGAAAUUCUACCGAAAAGUCUUUUAAGAAAUCUUAUACCUUAUCUAACUGCAUAUUCUUAUACAUUAUUCUUUAUCAUGUCUUACAUUUACAUUUAUAUGGUUAAUUCUGUUGGUAGUAAUGGUUCUUUUUGGAUAUUCAGCAGUAUCUGCCUAAUUGUUGCUUUCACGGUUUAUUUCAUCUUACCUGAGACAAAGGAUAAAAGUAUAGAAGAGGUUAUCGAAAGUUUUCAGCCUACUAAAAGAAUUGCAAAAACAUGUACUAAAGGGUAA